Molecule: messenger RNA, 2020 nt
Organism: Brassica rapa (field mustard)
Lineage: Eukaryota; Viridiplantae; Streptophyta; Magnoliopsida; Brassicales; Brassicaceae
Cellular component (GO): cytoplasm
Molecular function (GO): protein phosphatase inhibitor activity
Source: RefSeq, a predicted model, not a curated record
AAAUCCUUAUCUAUAUCGGCAUUGUGGAGAUCUGACCUCACGUGGCUGGUUAUGAUUUCAAUCUGGAUUUAUUAAACUCCAAAGCUUCUUCGACUUUCAUAUAGAAUCUGGAUGAUGCUUUGUUUAGAGAUACAUUUAACAUACAUAGUAGACGUUGAGAUAAAUCUUGGAGUCUUUGCCUUUUAUAUGGAGUAUUGAUAAUCUCUUUCCUGUUCUUGAGCAUUACUUGGUUUUGAGUAACGUUUUAUAUUAUUAUUACAGCAUCUUUUUGGUUUUGGUGACGUUGAGACAUCCUACAUAUAAUGUCUAGCGUAGAGGAUUUGAAAGAGCAAGGAAACGUCACUAGUGAGGCAGAGAAGUCGAUGCCAUCAUCACAUCAGGAGGAGGCUGCUGUAAAGAACAAGUAUGGAGGGCUCAUGCCAAAGAAACCACCUCUCAUUUCCAAGGAUCAUGAGCGAGCAUACUUUGACUCAGCUGACUGGGCUCUUGGAAAGCAAGGUGUUGCGAAGCCAAAGGGACCUCUUGAAGCUCUUCGUCCCAAGUUACAGCCAACCCAGCAGCAGACGCGAUACAGGAAGUCUCCAUGUGCUCCAUCUGAUGGCGGUGAAGAUGGAGGAGCUUCUCAGGCCGAGGGAGUUUCCGGCAACGAGGAGUAGAGAGACAAAAGAGAGAAAAUGGAAACUCUUGUGUAAUAAUAAUAACUUUGUUAUAAUCAUACCUUUUUGUCUUUCCAUUAACAUCUUAUACUUGAUCGCAUCCAAGUUCCAGAAAUUAAUUAUCAUAGUGAUACGUGAAACGUAUCUCUUGGGAUCAAAGCAGCAAUAAAGCAAAUGAAACAAACGUAGAUCGAUGAUAAGAAUUGUAUUACAACUUUACAACCUUGAGAGAAUUAUUAAUGGAGUCUCUCGCCUCCUUCUCUUGUGAUCGAAUCUCUAGAUAAAAGAUAACUUUAAUGGACCAUUCAUUAGUAAUGACAAAUAUGAUCAAGGCCAUAAUUCAGUACAUGAUUCAAUUAAUCAAAUUUGAAAUAAUUAACCCAAGUCUCCAUCUUCCCCCAAACUCCCUGUCGGAUCAUUGUUUCUCGUUGUCAUUAUCUCGAUGGAGUUUUCUCAAAAUGUUUAAAUUAUUUUUUUCUCAAAAGAUGUUUAAAUUAACCAAUAUCUAGUAGUAUUAUUUGGUUCGGUCGUGGAACAGAACUUUUAGUUAUGGUAGGUUUUUAUUUUAUUUUUAGAAAUGGAUAAUAUAUAUUGCACUGAUUAGUAAUCACGUUACACACAUAGGAACUAUGAGACGAGAUGAUAGACAACCUCUCACUGUCUCACAUUAUAGUAUUACAGAAGCAUAUAUUUCUUACUGUACAAAGGAGAAUCGCGUAGAUCACAAGUCAUCUCAUUUUCGUCACCUUUUUUUUUUUUGAACAAGUGGAUAUUUUAUAAAAAGAAAAGUCGAAAAGCAGAAACAUAAGAUUCAGGCCCAGAUGAGCUAGUCCGUGGGUAAACAAAAAUAUAAAAUAUGAGCUUUAAGACCUGCAUAGCUAGAAAAUCAGCAUCGGGAACGGGAGAUGUGAUUGAAGACGAUAGAAUCGAAGCUGGUAGAGAGACUCUUGAGAUCACAAGUCAUCUCAUUUUCGUCACCAAUAUCGUAGAAAUCACAAGGUCUUUCCUUCUCAUCCCUUUCUUGUGAGACACGUCAAUUCUUCAACGAAACUUUGAAUUGUUAUGUGAGAUUACGUACGUGUAAUCGAAAUCAAAUGUAAUUCGUUUUUUCUCUGAUUAAACCAUCCAAGUCAACUCGAAAUGUUAUGUUCUACACUUCUGCAGUCUUAUUUGGUAUCUAAAUAGUCUCUGUGUGGAAAAAUAAUAAAGGAAAAACCGUAUUCUGCGUGAUAAUUAUCCUGAGUUGUUCAAAAAAAAAAGCGUGAUAAUUAUCCUGCAUGGGCUUUUGUUCUAAACGAUGAACCAAUGCAACUAUCACUAUGAACGAAUCAAUCAAUCAAUUAGAAUAUUAAUAUAACUGAUAA